Messenger RNA from Odocoileus virginianus texanus, 1143 nucleotides. The record is from RefSeq and is a predicted model, not a curated record. NCBI's taxonomy places the organism in Eukaryota, Metazoa, Chordata, Mammalia, Artiodactyla, Cervidae.
GCCCUUGUGGCGGACUUGGUGUCCCAGCGGCACACGGAGCUCGGGGUCCCCCCGGCUUCAGAAGGUGGAAAACACAGCUGCGGCCUGCAAUGGGACCCAGGUUCAGAGCCCUCACAAAAUGCUUUCUCAGCAGACCCGCUGAGGCCAUGCAGGGUGCCCGGCCCCCGUGGAGGAUUUGCCCUUCCCAGGGCGCCAGGGCCCAGGAUUUCCCCGGGCUGAAACCCAUGAAACCAGAGCUCACCGGCGCAGACGGCCAGGCACGCGUAGGAAAGGCAGUGUACACAGGCCAUCGGAAACAAUAGAACGUGGAGCCCUGAGAAUCCAGCUACUGGAGUCCCGCGCAGCAGAGUGUACGCGGGGUGCAGGAAGGGGCCAGGCCGCGCUCAUGGACAUGCACGUGGCCCCCACACUGGGAGGGGACCCCAGCCGCGGCUCAAGACGGGAGCUGCGUCCUGAAAGCCCACUGUGGAUUCAGCGCGCCCUGUGCAGCUGAAGAGAUCUUGAAUUCACUGAAGAUGGGAAACAUUCUAAGGAGAAAGUCAAGGUUUAUACCUUUUUCAAAAACACAUUAAUAUAAUUAAAAGUGUAAAUUCACUACUUUUUCCUUUUUGAUUCCGUUGUAUUUGCUUUUACUGAUACAGCUGUGUAUGAGGCUCAGUCAGACAUUUUCACCGUGGGUGUCCCCUGGCCGUUACGAUCUUUCGUGUCUGAUGUCUGAAGGGGACCUGUGCAGCGGUGGGGUAGGCGGUGAGCCGCUUGUCUGGGCAGCGGGGCCGGGGUUCCUCGUGGCUUACAGGUUGUCGUCUUUCACGCGGCGCUGUCCUGAUGGGCCCUACAACAGCUUCUUCCGGAUGUUCAAUAGGUCCACCCAGAGGGAAGAGACGCUGGAGGCCUCCAGGGAGAACAGCAGGCCCCAGGCCAGCCUGCAGCCUCACAGGGUGUGUGCGGGCAGGCAGUGGACGGGCAAGGUGAGCGUGGGCAGCCUGGACCAGCAGGAAGACUGCCCACGCAGGCACGCGGCCGAGAGUGUCACCGCCGUGGCCGCCACCAGCCAGCCACCAGUACACCUUCCAGGAUGAGGUCAGCUACAGCGGCAGAGGGCCCCGCGUCUGCAGAAUCGCGCCUGCUCGCUGUCGGAGCACA